Molecule: messenger RNA, 5257 nt
Organism: Ictalurus punctatus (channel catfish)
Lineage: Eukaryota; Metazoa; Chordata; Actinopteri; Siluriformes; Ictaluridae
Exons: 2
Coding region: 1487-2452 (321 amino acids)
Biological process (GO): intracellular protein localization
Cellular component (GO): cytoplasm
Molecular function (GO): protein kinase A binding
Source: RefSeq, a predicted model, not a curated record
UUUUUUAUUAUUUUACUACUAUAUCUUUUUGAGUUAAAAGUUGAAUUGAACUCAGAUAUAUGCUCCUGUGCGUAAAUUAUCUAACACUGCAAGUGAUGGAGAGAUGAAAAAAACGUUCCUGGUGGUUUUUCGUAAUUCAGUAUUUUGUAAUUCCUUGAAACAUUUCUAUUGUGAAUGUUUCCUUGAAACAUGUCUAUUCUUCACAUUUUUCAUGCCUUCACCAACUAAAUCAAGAUAGAAUUAUGUUUACAAGCCAAUAAAUAUCCACCCUGCACUUUUUGUACACAAAGCAACCCCUUCGCUGUCCACCAGAUCUCAAAAUGCAAUUUACUUCAAAUUAAAUUCUGCAUGAGGUCCAUUUGAGGGUGCACUAGGAGAAAAUAAAGCGAAAAUAAAAUGUCAGUCUCUCACUGAAACCACAAAACAAGGUCAUGAAACAGAUACAGUUCUUAUUAUUAUGCAGUUCUUCCUUAUUAUAAAGAUUUCUAUUGUUAUUUUGUUAUUAUCAGUGCUUAUUAGGCUGGUGCAUUACACCUUACAGUCACCUCCACUUUUUAGUUUCCUUUUAAUCAGUUGGUACACGGUUCCUUUGGCUAUUCAUAAGCCCAUAUAAAAUGCACUAUGUAAAAAAUCUUUUGCAAUAUACCUUAUCUGCGUAUUCUUUUAAUGAGAACAUGGCCCCUCUCUCAACCUCUAUAAAAGUAGAUUAGGCGAUCUUAGAUGAGCAAAACUGGGAAAUGUCUGUCAUCACCAAAACCCACUUUCUUUCCUGUCAGUCACAUGACCUACUUCCUGGAACGACAUUUAUCCAGCGAUCAGUUGUGGUUCUGAGUUAAGCUGUUAGUUUCAUGUUUACACGAACCCUUGUUUAGUUUUUUCAGGUUUUAAAGGUUAUGGGGAAAGUGGGAGUAAGCAAAACAGGGCCUGUUUGAAAGCAAGGAAGGGUAUGAGUCUUUUGUCCACACAUUCUUUUCUGUGAUAACAUCUUCACAGCAAGACACAGUAAACAUAGAUGAGGUUCAAAUAUCACAGUCAGCUUUCAUGCUUGUGUUUUUGUGGUAAACGUGAUAUGUGAUGUCUGAGAUCAAAGUCAAACACAUCUUAUCUAAGUAAACUUGAUGAAGGGUUAGUAAAAAAACAUCCUAACGGUAAGUCAGUACACAAUAUUUUGAUCAUUUUUGGGUGGGAGAUAAUUUGUCUGUUUAAAUACAAAAGCAAAAUAAUAUUGGAAUAUUUGUUGUUAUAAUGCUCCAUAUCGUUUGAAUAUUUCUUGAUGUUUUGAUAGAUGAUGACUUAAGACUUGUUGUGCAGUCGAGUGAAACUUUGUCAGCUGAUCACUGGUCCAAAUGUCCAGGAUCCAGUGGAAGUGGUGAUUAACACCCAGUCAAAUCCCCCACCUCACUAUAAUCCAUCCUCUGUCCUCCCGACAUUGGAGGCUUUUAGUGGUGCCUUCGGUGAAUUACGAGGCAGGAGAUCAGAAGGGAAGAUGAACUACAUGGAUCAGAAUGCUCUUGGACCCAACCCAGUUCAGACAGAUGUUGUUCACCACUUUGCUGAGAUGUUAUCCGGAGACAUACUGGAUGCAGCUGUGAGGAAACAAGACAUUGAGUUCACUAAAGAUGGUGAUCAGACAUGUAACAUCACUCAAAGUGAGGUGAGCAGGUGGACAAUGAGUGAUCAGGAAAAGCUAGCUAAGAGACUAGCUGCUGAGAUCUAUAGCAAUGCACUGGAAGAACUAGCCAGGCAUGGUUGUCCUGCUGGUAGGAAAUAUGAAGAACAACCAGAUGUUCAUACAAGGCAGACAUACGAAAAACAGAUCAUUAGUGAAAUCCACAGUGAGCCUGCAUCUUACCUUUGUUCCUCCAUACACCACUGUGACCAAGAUGGGCCUGCACGGGAAAUAGAUCAUAUCUAUCAGCAAAGGUCUACCACCAAUCCUACUACUCUGGAUGAUAUGGCCCAUCUGGGCUCCCUCGACUACCCUGAUGCUCCUCCAAGUACACCAUUACUGCCAGAGAUGAUGAAGAGCCGUUCGAGCUUCACCAGGAAGCUGAAAGGCGGACUCGCAAAGGAGUUCCUACCCUCAACCCCUCCACCCACCCCUAAAGAUCAACAGUCUCUCUUGGAGGACAAGUUGGCUGACAGCACAGCAGACAAAUCAGAGUUUAUGGUUCGGCUGAUGCGUUCGCUCUCACUAGCGUGCUCACAGCUUGGGGAAGAUAAUGGCACAGAAAACGAAAACAGGUUUCAGAGUGAGAUUUCAGAAUAUGCGGCACAGCUCUCAGCAGAUAUCAUCCACUGCAUCACUGUAUCCCAAGCAGUCAGCAACAGAAAUAUAGAAACAUCCGUCAGAGGUGUGCAGGUCCUGGCCAACCACCUGGCAGAGGAGAUCAUUAUGACAUCUAUAGCAGAGGUUAUGAGAAGCAAGAGAGAGGACAGAACAAGCCAAUAAAUCCCAUCUUAUUUUGAGAACACAACCCAAGCUUUGAGUGAUACCUUAUUGUCAGAGUCAAUCUCAGAUAUUCCUCCUGUGGAGGCUCUGAGAGCCAUGGCUGGCAGACUAAUCACUAACACACUGGUCCAGGCUUUCUCAGAGCUGCGAAGUGGUUCAUUACAACAUGCCACAAGCAAACAGCUUCCUGAUUCAGCAUCAGAACCAAUGCUACGGGAACAAAGGAAUGAUCAAUAUUUAAAUACAAGUGUACACAUCGCAAACUCCCAUCAAACCAAAACCAAUGAAUGCUCUAAUGUGAAAUCAGAGUCUAAUUAUAUCCCACUUGAUUCCAGAACUGGGACACUGGAGCACAUUUUUGCUGAGACCAUUGCGCACGAAGUGCUCAAGUGCUCCAUAAGAGAAGCUUCAAACUGUUACUUAAGAUGCAAAGUGAGUUCGUUAAUAGCAUCACAAGAUGUGAUGAGGGCCUUCAUAUCUGAAACACUGUACCAUGAUACACAGGAGCUGCAGUGUGUCCUGAUCUGGGCUGCAGCAUCUCAAGUGGGAACUUCUAUAUUACAAAUUGACCUAACGGACAAGCACAUUCAGCAACAGAAAUAUUUUGGUUAAAAUUACACACUGAAUGUAAUCCAUAUGUGAAGUUUGAUAUUGCAGUUUUGAACUUGGGCUCCGAAUCAGAAUGAGGUUAGAGGUUAAAUCUAGGGACCCAAAGCUUUCUUCAGUUUGUCCUGGAAGAUUCUGUGGGUAAAAGAGGUUCAGAGAAUGUACUAAUUAGAAACUGUUUUGGAAAUGAAGAACCAUUAACUACCCUAAUGAAUCCCUAAAGAACCCAUAACAUACUGUAUACAGUACAAAGCAUAUGUAUGUGUGUAUAUAAUAUGAUUUCAAAUGAAUGAUAUUAUAUGUAAUAUGUAUGUGUUGUGUAUUUUCAAAUAAGGAAUAAAACACUUGGGAGUGUGCUGCUAUAGGAAAAUAAUCAAUGACGAGUUGGUGUGAUGCAACACGAUAUGAAGCUGCUUAUACCUUGAAAGUUGAUUGUUUUUUUUCCCCUAUAACAGCACAUCUCUAGGUGUUUUAUACUACAGCAGUUUGCUGACAUGUACAUUUUAUUAUUUAUUAAAAAAUUAUACAUCAAACUUUUAUUUAUUUAAUUUUUAUUAGCAAUUUUUGAUUAAAUUUCGUAUUUGGAAUGUCAGUCAAUUAGUUAGUCUGUUUUCACUUACUGUAUAAUAGCUAUAAACAGUUGUCCACUCACAAACUACAAACCACAACAUGCUCCAUCCUGAAGACUUUCCUUUGGUGGAAAACCUAAAUGUACAGCUUUAUCUCUGAAUGAUACAAAUCGCUUAAACUGGAAACUCCUUGCAAGAAUGUUCAAUAAACAUCUCCUUACAGAAAGCUUCACCAUAUCACUGGUGAUAUAGUACAUUUGUUUUUGUACAAUAACAGCAUGUUUUUUUGUUUAUUUGUUUAUUAGUAGUCUUAUGUGGAGCAUGUGCUAGGGUACGUGUGAAUUACCGUAGCUGUGACCAUAGAAAGGAGCGCGUUAAUAUAAACCUGUUAUAAAAUUAUAGCAGGCAUUAUUAUCAUUUUUGCUGUUACAGAAAGUUCUGAAUUCUGACCAAUCAGAUUUGAGAAUUCAACAGUGCUGUACUAUAAGUAAAGUUCAUUUAAAUGGCAAAUUAUGGAGUUGAUGUGUUUAUAUAAAAAUGACAAGUGUUGAUCUAUAUUGGUGUAUAUUGUAAAUAUCAGUAUACCUGCUUUUCUGAUACAUAUGUUAAUGAUACAUUUGUUGCACUUCAGCUCUGCGGCGUCUCUCUGCAAGCUCAGAUUCACGGCUGGACCGUGGGCGAUCUGAUGACAUCUUUCCUCCAAUACUGUGGACUGCCACCAGCAGAGGGCACUCUAAGAUUUCUACCUCUCUCCUGGGGCAUCUCAUGAGCCAUGUGGCUCUGGACUAAAGCUUGAAUCAAUUAGCACGGAAUAUCAGUCUAAAAAAGGAUUCUCUGUUAUUAUGGAUCAACAUGUGAUUGACACAGUGUAAUGUGAAACCUACAGAUGAGAGCAUGGAAAUGAUUAUCGAUGAACUACACAGAAUAAGUAAAAGAGCAGGCUGAUCCCCAAAAAAAAUUAUAAAUUGGGUUCAGCUAGGUUAACACACAUCUGUACUCUCUCCUGGACUUGUGAUGAUUAAAACAUGACAAAAUGUGCAUUCGAUUUUGUACUUAAAUCUGCUACAUCACUUAAAAUUGGACAUCAUUACCUGACAGUCACUCAUGAUAGAAAUCACUCAAACUCACUUUGGAUGAAUAGCGAUGAUCGACUCUGCAUGGGAGCAAUCUGCAGGGGAGAACAUGAAAAUGGCUAAAUGUGCAUCACUCAGAAUAUAACACUAGGCUGAUCCAGAAAGAUGCUCAUCAACGUAGCGCAACACCCAGCUGGACACUCAUCUGGGUGGAAACAUGAGUCAAGGCCAACAGCGUUAUGAACAUCUGCUGAAAUUGUGCUCGCCUACGUAACCUUCACAUUAUGUUAAUAAAGGCUGGACAUCAGUUCAAGGAUGAAAUAAUAAAACACAGAUGACUAAGCCAUUUCAUAUUAGCACAUUAAUAUGGACACCCUGACAUAUCUGACCAGCCCAAAUGCUAUUCCCACCCAUGAAAAGCUGACUCUGAUAUCACAUCGGUGAAAAAGAGUAACAUCUAUCCAUCUAUCUAUCUGUAUUGUAUUCGCAAAUAUCAUUUCAUGCAUCAGUGAUAUUCUGAAUAUGUUGUUAGUGAACAAUAAAAAAGCAAUGCUGAA